Molecule: messenger RNA, 1039 nt
Organism: Scutellospora calospora
Lineage: Eukaryota; Fungi; Glomeromycota; Glomeromycetes; Diversisporales; Gigasporaceae
Source: the annotation of a GenBank genome assembly
CACUCAGAUUCAUAAUCAUUCAACAUCAGCUCAUAAUCAACUUGAGUUAAAAAGUAUUAGAAUUCAAAUUAUGUCAAGUAGCUCACAGUCUUCGCCAAUUCGACAAAGAGCCAAAGAUCUUCUCUGCCUUCAAGAGACAGCUAAACGGCUUACUUUAUAUCAUAGUUUUAUAUCGGAACUUUAUAAUUUUUCUUUAAGUUCUUACUCUAUUUGUGAAAAAUAUUAUAAUCAACUAAUAUCUACAAAUUAUUUUUAUCAAAGUCUUUUAGAUAACCCGAAUUUUAAUCAUGAAAAUAAAAGAUCUCGAAUUGAUUCUUCUACUUCUAAAGAGAUAGAAUUUGAAAGGACUGAAAAACUACCAAGUUCUACCUCUGAAGAAAUAGUUGUUAGUGAUGAAUCGUAUUUGUCAAUGGAGUUUGAAAGAGCAGAAGCCUUGAUAGACAAAAUUAGAACAGGAAAUCAAGAAAAUAGGGAGUAUACAGUGACACUUACUAACAAGAUUUUAGAGUUGCAGAGACAAGUAGUAGACCAAAACCGAGAAAUAUCAGAGCAUAUACAGGAAGUUGCUAAUAUCGCACUACUUGAGCGAGAGCUUUUAUAUAAGGAUAUUAAUUCUUUGAUCAAAGUUAAUAAUAGGUUUUCUCUUAAAAAUCUAUUAAACUAUACUUCACAAUUAUGGCUAAGUAAACGUAAUCCGGUUAUUGUAAAAUUUGUUGAAACACUAACUCAUUAUAAUUUAAAAACAGAUUCUUCAAAUAACGAUUCCUCAAACAGUGAGAAAGUUUAUAAAAGAGCAAUGGCUAUCGACUUAAUAUAUAGAUCUAGGCAUGGGAGAUACAUGUUAGAAAUAAAUCUCGUAGCAUCAGCCAUAAAGUAUUCUAUUGCGAGAUCGAAAAUAAUCAUCAAUAUUGAUAAUCAUAUUACAUGUUCAGGGAGCUAUUCACAUUUUUAUAAUUGGUUAGGUGAAUUAUCAGAAAGAGAGGAAACGCUAUCUAACGGACUUUUAUUUAUGGCAUUCGAUAAUGAGCAAAAAGGGUAG